Messenger RNA from Spinacia oleracea (spinach), 2070 nucleotides. RefSeq lists its product as uncharacterized. The coding region runs from base 1 to 2070 and encodes 689 amino acids. NCBI's taxonomy places the organism in Eukaryota, Viridiplantae, Streptophyta, Magnoliopsida, Caryophyllales, Amaranthaceae. The record is from RefSeq and is a predicted model, not a curated record. Gene Ontology annotation, biological process: DNA integration. The transcript has 8 exons. Gene Ontology annotation, molecular function: nucleic acid binding.
AUGAGUUGGCAAGGAGCAAUUGUGUUUACUAAGUUGGACUUGAGAGCUGGCUACCACCAACUUAGAGUACAUGAAGGGGAUGUGUUUAAGACAACAUUUAAAACCCAUACUGGUCACUAUGAGUUUCUGGUGAUGCCUUUUGGGCUAACAAAUGCACCAUCAACUUUUCAAGGGUGGAUGAAUGAUGUUUUUAGACCUCUGCUAAGGAAGUGUGUGCUGGUGUUCUUUGAUGAUAUAUUGGUAUACAUCAGUAACAUUACAGAUUAUUUGAAACACUUGGAGGAAGUUUUCAAACUGAUGCAACACAAUCUGAUGGCAGCAAAGGAUAGCAAGUGCAUAUUUGCUACUUACAAAGUGGAGUAUUUAGGUCAUUUUAUCUCUGCUAAGGGGGUGGAAACAGAUCUUAAGAAAAUUUCUGCCAUAUCUAGCUGGCCAGUUCCUACUCCAGUCAAAGUUUUGAGAAGUUUUUUGGGAUUAGCUGGGUAUUACAGAAAGUUUAGGCUGUCUGUUUAUGAAAAGGAGUUAUUGGCUAUUGUCUUUGUUGUACAGAAAUGGGAGAAAUAUUUGAUUGCUGGUCAUUUCAUCAUCAGAACAGAUCAAAAGAGUCUAAAGUGGCCACUCCAACAGAAGAUUUCUACCCCUUUUCAGCAAUUUUGGUUGUCAAAGUUGAUGGGUUUUUAUUAUGAAAUACAGUAUAAGAGUGGUAAGGAGAAUGUAGCUGCUGAUGCUUUAUCUAGUUUACAACAAGGGCAAUAUGUUGCUCACUACAAGCUACAAGAUGGGUUGCUACAUAAAAAUGCAAGAUUGGUAGUUGGCCCUGAUGAGAAUCUAAGGAGAAAAUUGUUGAAUUGGCAUCAUGCCUCACCUGAGUGUGGGCAUUCUGGUAGAGACAUUACUUUGAAGAAACUAAAGACUUUGUUUUCUUGGAGAGGAAUGACAAAGGAUGUCAGACAGUAUAUCAGAAAGUGUCCCACUUGUCAACUUUCUAAGUAUGACACCUCUGUAAAGCCUGGGUUAUUACAACCUUUACCAAUUUCUGAAGAAGUUUGGGUAGACAUAUCAAUGGACUUUAUUGGAGGAUUGCCUAAAUCCAAUGGAAAAGAAGUUAUUUUUGUGGUUGUUGACAGGCUGAGGCUAUUCUCUUUGCAUGGUACUGAGUUCCUCCUAUCCUCUGCUUAUCACCCUGAAACUGAUGGCCAAACUGAAGUGGUCAACAGGUGUUUAGAGACCUAUCUUAGGUGUAUGUGUGGGGAGAAACCCAAGGAGUGGAGUUUAUGGUUGCCCAUGGCUGAAUGGUGGUAUAAUACUCAUUUUCAAUCUGCUAUCCAACUCACCCCUUAUGAAGUGGUGUACAAUCAACCUCCACCAGUGUACCUACCUUAUCUUGCUGGUGAUUCUCCCAUUGAAGUGGUAGACAGAAGUUUACAAAGAAGAGAACAAAUUCUUGCACUCAUCAAGUUCCAGUUAACUAGGGCUCAAGCAAGAAUGAAGUCACAAGCUGACAAGCAUAGAUCUGACAGAUCUUUUAAUACUGUGGCUACUCAAGUUCCUAUUUGGCUACAAGGUCGAGAGGAAGAUCUUCUUAUUCAACCUGAAGCUAUACUAGACACAAGGGUGGUGCAAUUCCAGAACAAAGAUCAAAUUCAGUACCUAGUACAGUGGCAACAGUGUCCACUUCAUGAGGCUAGUUGGGAAAGAGCCAAAGAUUUUGUUCAGAGAUUUCCUUCUUUAAGCGGGGUGUUUUUUGGUCGCUGUGAUGGCAAGGAGAUUUUUCAGUUUUUUGGUCGCUGUGAUGUCGAGCUUGUUGGAGGCGAGAGAGACAGAGUUUUGAAAUCUUCUGCCACAAUUAUUAAUGGUGUUAUUAAUUCACUUUACAGUUCGGAUCGGUGGCGGAUCGGUGACAACAAAGAUUUCAUAACAGUAGGCUGUGAUGGAAACGCUGUCGACAAGGAUUAUGUUAUUGUUGCUGAUCAGAACCGGUAUGAUCGGUAUAUGCAGAUCAUAUCCAGAUCAAAACCAUUAUGUCCAGAGAAGAAUCAGUAUGUGCAGAUCAUGUCCAAAUCAGAAUAG